This is a messenger RNA of Malania oleifera, 1842 nucleotides long. RefSeq names its product cytokinin dehydrogenase 6. Gene Ontology annotation, molecular function: cytokinin dehydrogenase activity; FAD binding. The record is from RefSeq and is a predicted model, not a curated record. NCBI's taxonomy places the organism in Eukaryota, Viridiplantae, Streptophyta, Magnoliopsida, Santalales, Ximeniaceae. Bases 128 to 1729 code for a protein of 533 amino acids. The transcript has 5 exons. Gene Ontology annotation, biological process: cytokinin metabolic process.
UAAAAUCCUUCCUCAACCCUUCAUUUCCUUGGCUCCUCCACCCCUCUCUUGCUUUUGCUCAUAAAGAAACAACAAAUAUACAACUACAGCGACUUAUUCACCUUUAGGCUUUCCCUCUCUCUCUUCCAUGAUGGAAAAAAUGAGAAACCCACCCAUUUGUUUCUUCAUACAUAAAAACACUCCUUCCUUAAGAAGCUUCAUGAUCUUUUUCAUGAGCUUUAUUACUAUUAAAUUGAGCCUUUGUUACUCUGAAGUCACUUCUUCAUUAAAAACACUUCCUCUGGAGGGGCAUUUCAUUUUCCACGAAGUUCACCAAGCAGCCAGAGACUUUGGUAACCACUACCAGUUCCUCCCUUCAGCAGUUCUGCAUCCAAAGUCAGCUUCUGAUGUUGCCACUACCGUAAGUCAUAUUUGGCAAAUGGGACACAGUUCGGAGCUCACAGUUGCAGCUAGAGGCCAUGGCCACUCUCUCCAAGGACAGGCACAAGCACACAGAGGAGUCGUGAUCAACAUGGAAUCACUUCAACGCAGUGGAAUGCAGGUUUACACCGGAAAUUUUCCGCAUGUGGAUGCCUCAGGAGGUGAGUUGUGGAUAAAUAUCCUGCAUGAAUGCCUCAAAUAUGGGUUAGCACCAAAGUCCUGGACAGAUUACCUACAUCUAACAGUUGGUGGCACUCUGUCAAAUGCUGGGAUCAGUGGACAGGCAUUUCGGCAUGGCCCCCAGAUCAGUAAUGUCAAAGAGCUGGAGGUUGUUACAGGAAAAGGAGAGGUGGUGAACUGUUCAGAAAAGCAUAACAGAGACCUCUUUCACAGUGUUCUUGGAGGACUUGGCCAGUUUGGCAUCAUAACCCGAGCAAGAAUCUCUCUGGAAUCAGCACCAAAGAUGGUGAAAUGGAUUAGAGUGUUGUACUCAGAUUUCUCCACAUUUACAACCGACCAGGAACAUUUAAUCUCCGCUGCAAACACGUUCGAUUACAUUGAAGGAUUUGUAAUAAUAAAUAGGACUGGUCUCUUAAAUAACUGGAGAUCAUCUUUCAGCCCACAAGACCCAGUUCAAGCCAGCCAGUUCAAGUCAGAUGGGCAAACACUCUACUGUCUAGAAUUGGCAAAAUAUUUCAAUCCAGAUGAGACUAAUCUUAUAAACCAGGAAAUAGAAAGCCUUCUGUCACAAUUAAGCUAUGUUUCAUCCACACUUUUUGUAUCAGAAGUUUCAUACCUAGAAUUCUUAGACAGGGUUCACAUGUCAGAGGUCAAACUAAGGUCAAAAGGCUUGUGGGAUGUUCCACACCCAUGGCUCAAUCUUCUAAUCCCCAAAAGCAAAAUCCACGAUUUUGCAGAAGAAGUUUUUGGCAACAUUCUUAAAGACACAAGCAAUGGGCCCAUACUCAUUUACCCAGUUAACAAAUCAAAGUGGGAUAACAGAACUUCUGUUGUCAUUCCAGAAGAGGAUAUUUUCUACUUGGUGGCAUUCCUCUCCUCUGCAGUUCCCUCUUCCACAGGAACUGACGGCUUACAACACAUCUUAACUCAGAACAAAAGAAUUCUAGAUUUCUGUGAAACAGCCCUUCCUGGGGUGAAGCAAUAUUUGCCACAUUACACAACACAGGAAGAAUGGCUGGCCCACUUUGGCCCACAGUGGGUAAUCUUCGCACAGAGGAAAUCUGCUUAUGACCCUUUGGCAAUACUUGCUCCAGGCCAGAGAAUUUUCCAAAAAAAUGUCUCCUCAUAAUGACAUAGGCCAUAUUUUUAUCUUUACUUUUUUUAAAAAGCUCUUACAUAUUUGGGGAAAGUGUUAAGAGGAAAAUACUGUAAAUGGUUAACUAAUAACUACUAAAUUCAAUA